AUGGUAAGUUAUGAGGGAUGGAAAAUAGAGGGUUGAAUAAAUUAUUUUGAAGGCCAUGGGAACUAGGUGAUAACACAGGUGCUUUUAGAGAUUGCGGAAGAAGUACGAAUAAGUCAUCUUUUUGUUUCAAAGGCGCUCUCAGUAGUGCAAUUUUCAAGCAGCUUGUUAUUCGUAUUUGUCGAUGCAGGGGAGUUACCAUGGCGGUGACGUAGCCACUUUUGGUUGGUUAUUUGAGAGAUUUGUCCUCCGAUACAAUUUAGUUACAUAAUGUAACAAAAAGUACGGAGAGUUACAAUCUUGAGUCACUUUUAAUGGGUUUAAGUCUUUGCGUCAAAUGAACGUCUAGUAAAUAAGGAAUGUUUAAGGAUUUUGUGGAACAGGUAAAGAAGGUUGAGUAAAUGAAGUCUGAAACUUCUGUAAAUUAGGAGGAAAGUAUUAAGGCCCGUAAGGUGACGGUGGAAUGUUUUGGGCGACUUUUGUUCGAUGGAUUGAAGCGGACCAGGUGGGAAGAGAUGCUUUUUGUUGGGCUAAGAUAUGUAGUAAAGCUAAAGUCUUAUGUGUUCCUUUUCCAAAACAGUUAUAACUCAUGGGCGAAAGGCUUAAAAUUAUAAUAGAAAUAAAAGCAAAACACGUUCUUUAGUCGAUGGUCUUCGGGCGCUUUAUGUGAACUUUCCGCUAAUACAUAGAGUGACCUUGAAUCUGAAAAAAAUACAUAAGCGAAGGUAUUAGACAACUGGACUAGAAUAAUUGAGCAUUCUAAAUUUUUAUUUUCACACAUUCCAAAAAACUUUUAUAAUAUUUAUCUGCCAUGUCUGUUCAGGCUCCAUUGGAACGAAAGAACAUUGAUCUGACCCCGUUGAAGAAUGCGAAUGUACCCAUCUUCUUCAUUGUCGGUGAGUUUUACUUGCUUAUGUCGUAAUUUUUUGAUUUGACUCAUUCACGGUUGGAAUUUUAUCUGUUUUUUUUGCAGGAGGCCCCGGCUCCGGAAAAGGCACUCAGUGCGAGAAGAUUGUGGCCAAAUACGGACUGACUCAUUUGAGCUCCGGCGAUUUGCUCCGCGACGAGGUCAAGUCAGGAAGCAGCCGAGGCGCGGAACUUACCAAAAUCAUGGAAGCUGGCCAAUUGGUCCCAUUGGAGGUGGUCCUCGACCUGAUCAAGGAAGCCAUGGUGAAUGCUGUGGCCAAGGGAAGCAAAGGGUUUUUGAUUGAUGGGUAUCCGCGCGAGGUCAAACAGGGCGAUCAGUUUGAAAGUGAGGUGAGCAUGAAUUCUUCGAGUUAAAAUUUUGGAGGCGGAACCAGCCGGCUUUUAUAGAAGAAUGUCAAAAAUGUUGCUUCGUUCUGAAUGUAAUACCUUGAUGAAUUUCAGAUCCAAAACAGCAAGUUGGUCGUCUUCUUUGAGGUCUCCGAAGAUACUCUGGUCAAACGCCUUCUGCACCGUGCAAAGACCUCUGGCCGGGCUGAUGACAACAUUGACACCAUCAAGCUUCGUCUCAAGACUUUCAACGAUUCUACAGCUCCCGUCGUUUCGCACUACGAGAAAAAAGGAAAAUUGGCCAGAAUAAAAGCUGAAGGAUCCGUUGAAGAAAUUUUUGCUGAAGUCACCAAACACCUGGAUAAGGCCAUUUCUAAAUAG
Molecule: messenger RNA, 1632 nt
Organism: Bursaphelenchus xylophilus (pine wood nematode)
Lineage: Eukaryota; Metazoa; Nematoda; Chromadorea; Rhabditida; Aphelenchoididae
Source: the annotation of a GenBank genome assembly